ACCGCGCGCAGCCUUGCCGACUUUCUUUUUCCAGCGCUCACCAGCAAUAUCAAGCAGAACCCACCAAUCUGCCUAUACGACAUACGGCCACUGAUUCAGGGAUACAUUUUCCCGGCACAAAACCAGACUGGCCCCCUAAGUCACUCUCUGCACCAUGCCUCACAAACACAAGCGAAAACGCGAUGAAGACGAGACAAACUUCGACCUCCCACCCACGACUCGCGCCCGCCCCCUCCCAUCCCUAGCAGCAACAAAACAAGAAUCAAUAUUCACCUCCGACAAGGAAACCAAAGCCAAAGCCCAACAAAAAAAGAUUGCGUCCAAACGCAAAUCCAAACCCAAUGGCUUCGCCGACGACGAUACUCCCAAAGCAUUCGCCCGCCUCAUGGCAUUCCAACAAGGCAAAAAGAUCCGGCCCUCAGCAGGCUUAGACGACGGGACACCAAAAUCGAAAAAGAAGGAUAAAAACAAACCAAAACCAUCCACCACCACCACUACUACGAACACCACCACCAACACCAACACUGAUACCAACACCUCCGCCCCCACCACCACCUCUACAACAAAUCUCAAAAUCCUCCCGGGCGAAAAACUAUCCGAAUUUUCCGCCCGCGUCGACCAAUCCCUCCCCCUAACCUCGAUCCCCAAACCCUCCACUGGCCGCCUCACAAAAAUCCCCGGCCUAGAAAACCUCAAAGCCGCCCAAUUGACGAAACACAAUAAACGGCUCGCGCGACUACAGAGCGAAUGGCGUGCAACCGAGGAAAAACUGCGAUUGAAACGUGAGGAGGAGGCCGAGGAACUCGCGGAUAAAGUGGAGGAAGACGAGCUAGUCUGGUUGGGGGCGGGGAUUGAUAAGAACGCUGGAGUAGCAGGCAAAAAGGGGAAAAAGAAAAAAGGGAAGAAGGCAGAUGCUGAUGAUGUCGAUCCUUGGAAACAGUUGGAACGAAAACGGGCCGAGGAAGGAACAUUGGGGAGACCGGCGAGUCUGCAGGAUGUGGUGUUGGCGCCGCCGGUGUUGAAGCCUGUUAGGAAUAUUUUCAAGGAGAGAUCGGAGAGGAAGACGCCGCUCGUACAUACCUGA
Molecule: messenger RNA, 1084 nt
Organism: Exophiala dermatitidis NIH/UT8656
Lineage: Eukaryota; Fungi; Ascomycota; Eurotiomycetes; Chaetothyriales; Herpotrichiellaceae
Exons: 2
Coding region: 155-1084 (309 amino acids)
Source: RefSeq, a predicted model, not a curated record